Agelaius phoeniceus (red-winged blackbird) is the source of this 2049-nucleotide messenger RNA. The record is from RefSeq and is a predicted model, not a curated record. Lineage: Eukaryota; Metazoa; Chordata; Aves; Passeriformes; Icteridae.
AUGCCCCUCUCCCGCCACACCGGCCAAAUCCCGGAGUCCACCUGGACGCUGGGCUUCAGGGAGAUGACGGAGCCGUGGAAAGGCGCCGUGGGCUGCCUCGGCGUGGCCGUCUUCUUCGCCAUGACCAUCGGCAUCAUCUCGUGGCAGGCUCUGGAGCAGCCGCCGGAGGAGUGGGUGCUGCGGGGCCGGGACGCGGGGAUGCUGUGGGAGCGCGGCCGCGGGGCGCUGCUGCUGCGGGCGCUGCCGGCCGGGCGGCCCGUGCUGGCCAUCGCCGUGGGCAGCGUGCCCGCCACCGAGCCCCCGCCGCCCCGCGACCGCUGCUGGCACGACGGCCGCCAGUUCUGCUACUCCUGGGAGGAGGACGCCGAGCUCCGGCUGUCCCUGGAGCCGCCGGCAGCCCCCGGAACCGAGUGCUACAGUGUCCGCUGGACCCCGCUGCGCCCCGACGUGACCCUGAAGGACUGUUUUUCCAUGGCCAACGUCUCCUGGUAUGGAGGGCCAAGCAUCCGUGCCCAGCGCUGGCCCCUCAACGGAGCCGAGAGCCCCGCGCAGCCCUUGGUGAGCGGCGACCUCAGCACAAAUCCUGACGGCUUCGGGCCCCUCCUGGAGAGGUACUUCCUGGGAUCCACAGGAGUGACGGUGACAGUGGCUCCUGAUGUGUCCCUGCUCCUGUCUCUGGAGAGCCACCGGCAGUUCUGCCUGGAGACGCCGGCGGGGCGAGCGGAGCCCCUGCACUACCAGCUCUGUGUCAGCGCCGACGUGGCGGCCGCCCGCCGGCACACGGCCAGCGCUCCGGUGGGAGCGGCUCGGACACCGCCGGACACCGCGCUCCUGGGGUCUCCAAUCUGGCGCUACCAUGGCCCGGAGGGUUCUGCCGCCAAAAUCAAGCGAGGCCUGAGGUCACUGGUGAGGAGGCUGAAGCGGCAUCGCCUUCAGGAGGGCGUCGUGGCCCUGGGGGAGCGUGGCACCGCCGUCCUCGCCGCCACGGACCUGGUGCCCUCGGGGCGCAGGAAGAGGCAGGCCCCGGCGCUGGUGGAACCUCUGAAGCUCUCCAUCACGCUGUCCCCGUACGCUGGCGUCACCUCCCCGCUCUUCCUGCGCUCCCUGCGUGGCGGCGAGGCCGCGGGAUACUGGCUCAGCCGCCAGCCCCGACCCGGGGCCAGCUCGAUCCCGCUGCUGACCACCUGGAAGGGGCAGCUCUGUGCCCGCCUGAACGUCACCAGCGAGGCAGCGCUGGGCUGGUACCUGGCUCGUGCCCGGCACCUGCGGCAGGCACUGGGGGCCACCUACGUGGCCUUCGAGGGAGUGGAGGGCAAUUCCUUCCUGGAGCAGGAUGUCCCUGCUCCUGCUGAGCUGGAGGGUGAUGGAUACACCGAGGCGCUGGCGGCGGCGCUGGUGACACUGGGCAAUGGCACCGUCAUCAGCGCCGGGAGCAGAUCCAGUCACCUCCCGCUGUUUGUCCAGAUGAGCCCCCUGCGCUCUGACUGGAGCCACGCUGGGCUGAAGGGGCUCAUCCCCUCUGUGCUGCACUACAGCCUGCUGGGCUACAACUUCUUCAUCCCUGAUGCAGUAGGAGGGAGCGAGGCUGGAGCCACGCCAGGGGACCAGGAGCUGUUUGUGAGGUGGCUGCAGGUUGUGACAUUCCUGCCCGUGAUGGCCUUUGGGACCCCGCCCUGGCUCUGCUGUGACACCUGGGUCCUGAAUCUGACCCGCCAGUGCAUCCAGAGGCACCGGGACUUUGUCGUGCCCCUGCUCCUAAAAUACAGUGAGGAGUGGCAGAGUUUGGGAUACCCCAUCUUCCGUCCUGCCUGGUGGCUCAGCCCCACGGAUCCCGUUGCAUUCACCAUAGAGGAUGAGUUCCUCAUUGGAGAUGAGGUCCUGGUGGCUCCAAUAACAGAAAAGGGACAAACGUGGAGGGACAUCUACCUGCCAGGAGAGGGGCACCUGUGGCUCGACACCAACACUGCCCGAGUGUUUGAUGGUGGCACCACGCUCAGGAAUUACUCUGCCAGCCUGGCCGAGGUGCCAGUGUUUGUAAAGACCUCCUGA